CCAGGUGUUUGCUAAUUGCUGCUGGCUAGUUUGAAGGAGCUGGAUGGGGGAGCCACGGGGGAAGGGUUCUCUGUGAGACAGAAGGUCGGAAGAGGAACUACGCUUCGAGGGCAGCGCUAGGGCCAUCCAGGCGUUUUGCACAGCUAAAUGGUUGUCAUAGGAGAUUAAAGGAUUACUCAAACAUGUGUAAAAGAAUCAAGGCAACAUCCCAGGUAUGUUUUCGAUAAAUUAGUAAUAAUAUUAUGCAAAGCUUAAAAAAAGUCUAUUUUACACAAUAUUGCACCUUUAAUUGUGAAAAGCUAGUGGUUGAAACAGGACGGGCUUUUUCGAGUCAGAGCUCUACUUGUCAUUCAUUGGUUAUCUAAGAGGAAGUUACCCGGAUGUAGCAAUGCUAGCUUAAAUGUUUUUGUUUUGAGAGAAAAACGUCAGGAAUUGUCUGUAUAAAAGGGGCGUAAUUGGUGUCUGACUCUCUUCUUGACAGUCGUGCUGAGGAUAUUCCGCGUACAUGUUUGCAUGAAACCCUUCUGGUUAUAUCUGUCCGAUGUUUGCGGUAAAUAAUGUCAUUGUUUUCAAUUAGCAAAAUUGACUGUUAGCCACCGUGGAGCUAAAGCAGCUAACAACAGAGACUUAAAUCACUGUUUUAGAGGUCGAAGCAAUCAAAUGUUAAUGGUUUGACGCCAGAAGGCAAACCUACACUCGGAGUUUGUGACAUUGUGGGGAAGCCUUUAUGUCCGGCUGAGGACAGAGACCGGGGGAAGUUACAGAGUGGGUCCAGAACUACUGACCAAGAACAUGUGAAGGUUGUAAACAAGGAUUGUGAGAAGGAAAAGGAGACUUCAGAGAGGAGCGAGGAUGACUGAGAUGAUGAAGGUUGAAGCUGAUGAACUUGGAGGGUUCAGCUUGGAGCCCUCCAUGCCUGCAGCAUCCACAUCAGAACUGGGUCAGGAGACACAAGACAGCAAAGAUCUCAUUCUUCAGAUGUUCGAAAUUAAAGUGCUUCCCCUUGACUGGAACCCUAGUUUGGAUCAGCAGGACCCAGAUCCCCACAUAAAGGAAGAGGAGGAGGAACUGUGGAUCAGUCAGGAGGCAGAGCAGCUUACUGUGAAGAAAGAAAAUGAAGAGAAACCUCAGUUAUCAGAGGUACGGGUGAUCAAAAUUGAUGACCACAGAAAGAUAGAACCACCAAUCAGCAGUUUGGCUAACCACAUGACACAAACUGAUAGACAGGACUGUGGAAUAUCAGAACCGGACAGAAACCCUGGUCCAGUGUGUUCUUCUCAACAAAGUAAAAUGAAAGUUCACAAAAAUGGUAAAAGAUCCAAAUUGUGUUCCACAAACUCAGCUAAAGUGGGAGUCGAUGCAGGAGAGAGGCCGUUUGAUUGCAAUGUUUGCGGCAAAAGGUUCAAACGCAAGUCUCAUGUUAAAUUACAUAUGAUGACACAUACUGCAAAUAGAGAACAUAACUGUGAUAUUUGUAGUAAAGGAUUUAGAGAGAAGAGUUCUCUUCAGACACAUAUGAGACGUCACACUGGAGAGAGACCGUUCGCCUGUGACCAUUGUGGCAAAAGAUUUCAUGCAAAGAAGUUUCUUACUACUCACAUGAAGGUCCAUUCAGGAGAAAAACCAUUUCCUUGUGAUGUUUGUGGUACAAGAUUUAGGGUAAAGGAAAGUCUUAAAAAUCACAUGUGGAUCCACACCACAGAGAAACCAUUCGUUUGUAAUAUUUGCAGUAAAGGGUUUUCACAAAAAGAGAGUCUAAAAAGCCAUUUGCGUGUUCACACAGGAGAAAAACCAUUCAUUUGUUCUCUUUGUAGUAAAGGGUUUUCACGACAACAAAGUCUAAAGAGUCACAUGCAUGUUCACACACGAGAGAAACCUUUUGUUUGCAGUGUUUGCAGUAAGGGAUUUUCACAAAAGGAAAGCCUAAAAACUCAUAUGCGUGUUCACACAGGUGAAAAACCAUUUAUUUGUAGUAUCUGCAGUCAAGGGUUUUCACUAAAAGAGAGCCUAAAAACUCACAUGCGUGUUCACACAGGUGAGAAACCGUUUACUUGUGAUGUCUGCAGUAAAGGAUUUUCACUAAAAGAGAGUCUAAAGAGUCACAUGCGUGUUCACACAGGGGAAAAACCUUUUACCUGUACUGUUUGUAGUAAGGGAUUUUCACAUUCUGGGGGUCUGAAAACACACAUGGCUGUUCACACCGCACAAUUUAGCUGUAGUGAGUGUGGCAAAUGUUUUGUAAAGGAGAUACAGAUGGAACGACACAUGAGGCUGCACUCUGAGGAGAGGCCGUAUGGUUGUGACAUCUGUAAAAACAGAUUUAAACACAAGUGUCAUCUUGAAAGUCACAUGAAACUCCAUUCAGGGGAGAAACCGUCUGUGUAUAGUGUUUCCUGUCAAGCAUUUUCUCAAGAUGUUCUCCAGAAAUGCAUAAAUGUUACUGAGGGCUGCAAAUAAUGAUUAUGACGAUAGUCAACUAUGGUGGUCAAUAUCAUGACUUUUUUUUUUUACUUUUAAGAUCAAGAUUUUAUUUUUGAUUUGUUCACAUUAAAGGAUUAAAGAAUACAAAAUCUACUUAGCACUUCUAACCCUAUUUUAAUUAGAUUGUGGCAACCUCAAUAGAUAUUUAAGCAGUAUGAAAAUGUUAUAUUAUGCUUAUUGUCCCAAAUUAAUCUCAGAAUCCAGUUUAACUUCAGCAUCAAAGUUAUUAGUAUCACUUGUAGUAGUUUUAAGAUUUUCCAUGACAUUCUCACCAACACAAUUAUAAUGCCUUCUGUAUUGAAUGAUGUUGGGGAUAAAUUACAGCCUGAAACAUGGACACACAUUUCGCCCAGCAAUCAUACUGUUGAUUUUUUUUAUGAGCAGAAAGGCUACUGUUUGUAGUUUAAAUUAGCUUCAUACUAUUCCAAGUUCAGGGCACUUUAGGCCUGGACAGCUUCUUAUUGCGAAGGUUUGCUGUGUCGACAACAUGACUAGAGACAUAAACCCACAUGUUGUUGCUUUAACGGACCUGUGGUCAGUGAUAUUUCUAUCAGUUGCUUUUUAUGGGCUCCUCUUCUGUUCUCAGUUGUGAUAAACAUUUUUACUUCAUUCUCUCUACUGUCUACUGUUGUGAGUGUCACCCAUGUUUUCACUUGGGUGUACUGCCACUCCAGAGCUUUGUUCAUUCUGCCAACAUUACAUUUUUAAAUGUCGCCUUCUUUCGCUAUACAGUGUUGCAAAUAGAGGUAAUACGAGAUAAAAAUGUAUAAUUUCUACAUUUUAUGUUUCUUUUCUUUUUUUAUUCAUUGAAAAUAUCUAACAAAUAUAUCACAUACUAAGGUUAACAGCCAAAGUGGAUAUUUUUAGUAGAAUGUAAAGUAUUUUUUAAGUCUUAAUUCAGUUUAUGCAUGUUGCAUUGUGGCUAGUUUACUGAAACAUAUAGACUAUCUUGCACGUUGCAUUCUGGUUUAUCUUUAAAAUAGACCUGACUGUAACCAUAUACAGUAUUUCCCAGAUGUCAUAUAUAGAAAUGGUAAACAAAUAACUAAAUCUAGAAAAGAAUUACCUCCAGAAUUAAACAUCUGCAGAUUUUAAGAUGGUGACAGUAAUUUCAUUGCAUGCCCACAUGUAAUGUCUGUAAGAAGGUGAAGUUUUGAUGUGAAGAGUUGAACUGUUUCUGGAAGUCAAAUGGGUAAUUAUAGCUGCCUUAUUUCUGUCUUUAGUACGAUGAUUGUGCCAUGCAUUUUCUUGCUUAUUUUAGAGGUGGGAAUUUACAGAGUUGAUCAUUUAUAUUCCAUUUACUAAAAAAAGCAAACUUAUUAGGAAUCAUCAGUUGGCAACAAAUUAAUCCAGGAUUGAGGCUGCUGUUUAUGAGCAGAGAGAAUCCUGUGGUUUAUUGUUUUAAAAAAAAACCAGUGCAUUUUAAGGCUCUUAUUGUGAAAAUUUAAAGGAGGUUUUGGUACCUAGUACUUGGAACCUGAUCAGGCAAUCAUCAGCGAGCUCGGUAGAGUUUGGACAUCAUUUCAAAGAGUGCAUCAGUCUGAUCAUGCUGACUCUGAAGGGAUGCACCGUCAGAGCACUUUAGGUAAAAACCCUCAGUUUUACUGUGUAAAAGGUUUCACACUUGGAAAGUAAUAGCAUAAAUAUUUAAUUGUAAAUAUUUGUCUCUCAGUUUCUGUUGGAGGUUUAACAAACGAGAGCAUUAUUUGUCAUUCACAGUUCAGUGAUGAGGAAAUUAAACUGCCAAAUGAAACUUUUUGGAGCAUUUGAAGCUACUAUCAAAAAGUAGUGGGCCCGUUUAUAUGAAGCAUUUCUACACAGUUAUCACUAAGGGCAUAUGAAGGCCAAAAGUAAGAACUAAGUUGUACAAUUUUAAGUAAAAAUGAACUGCUUCAUUAUGAUUGCAAACACUUAAGAGUUUAAUUGACAACUGCAAAUUAAUUACGAUGUGGUAAAUGUGUUUCAUAUAAGGCAGUCAAUGUGCUGCUUUGUAGAUGUAUUUAUUAUGAAAGCAAAUUGUCAUUUGUCUUUGUAUAAUGAACAGUUUUGAUGAAUAAACAUUCUUUGCUAGAA
This is a messenger RNA of Xiphophorus maculatus (southern platyfish), 4554 nucleotides long. RefSeq names its product gastrula zinc finger protein XlCGF57.1-like. The coding region runs from base 853 to 2457 and encodes 534 amino acids. The record is from RefSeq and is a predicted model, not a curated record. Gene Ontology annotation, cellular component: nucleus. The transcript has 3 exons. NCBI's taxonomy places the organism in Eukaryota, Metazoa, Chordata, Actinopteri, Cyprinodontiformes, Poeciliidae.